AUGCCUCCUUCUGCCAGUGCCCAGCGCUAUGCCAUCAACCAAGUAGUUGGAAUCACGGGGGUGACCGAUAUACAAGCAACCAAGGUAUACACGCGACCUGGCCUUGGCCCCGGCUUUCACGGCUGCAUUUUCGCCUGGGAGCAGAGAGCCAUCAAGAAAACAGCAACGCCGAGGGCAAAAGCGGGACGAAAAGCUCACUCAACGCCCUAUUUGAUAAGUAUCGCGGUGCGCCCUUCCUACGUCCAAGGAAACCGAGCCACAGAACUGACAGCCGCAGACCCCGCCAACGACGAAGAUGACAAGUUCGGCAUCGAGGGCUCAAUGGCCUACUUCGCCGACCUGGAAGUGAAAAUUGACGAGAUUACCUGUCUCGGCAUCGCCGAGAUCUGCAAGUGCCCAGCCAUGGGCGAGUUUACCCGCGAAGGAUUCGUGAAUGGCUGGAUGGAGCUCGAGUACGUGCAUCCCCGAGAGACCAGCUACAUCGCCAAGCAGAAAUCCGCAGCCAAGAGCCUCCGCAGGGCUAUUCCUACGGAACCGGACACUUUCCGCCGCGUGUACCGAUACUGCUUCCUCCUGUCACGGAUGCAAGGGCAGCGGAACGUGCUGUUUGAUAUCGCGGUCGAGCAGUGGCGCCUGUUCUUCUCUGCGCAGUCGGGCGGCAUUGAGGCGAACACGGCGACUACGCCUUGGCUGGACUGGUGGAUUGAAUUCCUGGAUGAGCGGGGAAGAAGCCGGUUAACAAGGAUCUGUGGGAGCAGUUCGAGGUGUUUCUGCGCAAGGCGCAUUCGGAUGAGACGUUCAGCUGGUAUGACUCGGAGGGCGCGUGGCCGGGGGUCAUUGACGAUUUUAUUGCUUGGGUGA
Penicillium chermesinum is the source of this 861-nucleotide messenger RNA. RefSeq names its product DCN1-like protein. Lineage: Eukaryota; Fungi; Ascomycota; Eurotiomycetes; Eurotiales; Aspergillaceae. Gene Ontology annotation, biological process: protein neddylation; positive regulation of ubiquitin-protein transferase activity. Bases 1 to 861 code for a protein of 286 amino acids. The transcript has 3 exons. Gene Ontology annotation, cellular component: ubiquitin ligase complex. Gene Ontology annotation, molecular function: cullin family protein binding; ubiquitin conjugating enzyme binding; ubiquitin-like protein binding. The record is from RefSeq and is a predicted model, not a curated record.